AUGGCCAAAAGCAAGGUCAAGGGCGGCGAUGCCAAAAAGGUAGUCGCCGAGAAGGCUACAAAGGCUCUCACAUCAGUCAAGGAAGGUCGCGUCACCAAGCCGUCUCAGGCACCAAAGGCCAAGAGCAAGGAGGUAGCCAAGCAGGCCGUCUCGAAGUCCGACGCCAAGGACAAGAAGAGCAAGAAGGCUAAGAAGGCACCGACGCCCCCGCCAGUGAGCUCCUCUGAGUCCGAGAGUGAGGCCGAGACCAGCGCCAGCUCCGAAAGCAGCGAUAGCGAAUCUGAGGUCGAAGCUCCUGUGCCUGUCAAGGCUAACGGUGCUGCGAAGGUUGCCAAGAAGGACGACACUUCCGAGUCCAGUGAGAGCGAGGAGGACGAUGAGGCCAGCUCGUCUGACUCUGACGAGGAAGAGGCUCCGGCCAAGGUCAAUGGCGCUGUGAACGGGGAUGCAAAGGCGGGCGCUGAUGAUACUUCGUCCGAGUCCGAGUCUGAUGAGGAAGAUGCCGAGUCUGACGAGGAGGACGCAAAGGCACCAGUCGCUGCCGCCAAGCCCAACGGUGCUGCGAAGAAGGCUGAUGAGGCUACCUCCGAGGACACCUCCGACGAGUCUGACGCCGAGUCCGAUGCCUCUUCGGAGAGCGAGAGCGAGCAAGAGGCGCCGUCCAAGCAAGAGGAACCGUCCAAGAAGCGCAAGGCCGAAGCCGAAGCCACACCUGUCGCCAAGAAGACCAAGACCACUGCGAGCACCGACGACUCGAACGGUAUCAAGAAUCUCUUCGUUGGCAGUCUCAGCUGGAACGUCGACGAGGACUGGCUUGCGCGCGAGUUUGAGGGGUUCGGAGAGAUCGUUGGAUGCCGAGUCAUCACCGACAAGGCUACCGGCAGAUCCAAGGGCUUUGGCUACGUCGAGUUUGCCAACGCUGCUGAUGCCGCAAAGGCCAAGGCAGAGAAGAACGGCGCUGAGCUCGAUGGCCGCGCCAUGAACGUCGACUUCAGUACGCCGCGUGACAACAAUACACCCGGCGGCUUCAAGGACAAGGCCAAUGCCCGCGCCGACAAGUUUGGCGACAGGAAGAGCGCGCCUGCUGAUACCCUCUUCAUCGGCAACAUUUCCUUCGACGCCACUCCCGACCUGGUCAGCGAAGCCUUCGCCGAGUACGGCACCGUCCAGAGCGUCAGGCUGCCCACCGACCAAGACACCGGCUCUCUCAAGGGCUUCGGAUACGUUUCAUUCGCCUCGAUCGAAGAGGCUCAAGGAGCUUUGGACGCCAUGCAGGGCGCUGAUAUUGCCGGCCGCAACAUCCGUCUCGACUUUGCCGGACCGAAGCCUGACAACGGUGGUGGCCGCGGAGGGUUCGGUGGCCGUGGUCGUGGAGGCGAUCGUGGCGGUCGUGGUGGCCGUGGCGGCGGGCGUGGAGGCUUUGGUGACCGCGGUGGCCGCGGCGGCCGGGGUGGUGGUCGCGGAGGCUUUGGCGACCGUGGUGGACGAGGCGGGACUACCAACCGUGGCGGCUUCGGCGACUUCAAGGGCAAGAAGAUGACGUUCUAG
This is a messenger RNA of Coniosporium apollinis CBS 100218, 1548 nucleotides long. RefSeq lists its product as uncharacterized. Lineage: Eukaryota; Fungi; Ascomycota; Dothideomycetes. The transcript has 2 exons. Gene Ontology annotation, molecular function: RNA binding. The record is from RefSeq and is a predicted model, not a curated record. Bases 1 to 1548 code for a protein of 515 amino acids.